AUGUCAGCCCAGCCUCCGUCUGCGUCAACAAACAACAAGCAACAUCCUCAUCUCUCUCCUGUCCAUCACACACAACCCCCGGAUGUCGGCGACUCGGCCCAAUCAUCAACUCUACCUCCAGCGCGGCGCCGACAAGCGGAAAAACUCAGAAAAACUCACAUCACCAACUUCAUCAUCAGACAUCAUCAUCAUCAUCACCAUCAUCCCAUCGGACUCAGUACACCGAGAGUUGACACCAGGCCGGGUCCCAAGUCUUUUGGUGUAAUCAAGCUCAAAGAUUUAAAAUAUGGGGAAGAAGGUGAGCAGACGCAAUCCUUUGUCUCAUCGGUGUUCGGUGUUUGCGAUUGGAGGACAAUGGUAAAGGCAAUAGAAUUCAUCAGUGUCAGGUCGAAUCCCUAGAGUCGUCCACAUUCAUUUCAGCCUGAUCAGACAGAUGGCCAUAGAAAAAAACAAAAACUAAAGCCCAUUCAAAAAUGAAUGAAUGAUUGAAGAUGAUCAUUAAUUUGAGUCGGAAAACGAAAAUGAGCUUGCACAUUGACAAAAAAGCAAACAAAAAAAAGAGAAAACAAGUGAACUCGUACACCAAAAAAAAAAAAAAAGAAAAGGUAAGACGAUCUUGAAAGUUGUACAGUUAGUCUAAAGAAAAAAAAAUCAUAGAAAUUCGAUUAGUGUAGAUUGGUUCUAAUGAUCAGUGAUGGUUUUUAUCCAAUAGAUUUGAUUAU
Messenger RNA from Puccinia graminis f. sp. tritici CRL 75-36-700-3, 722 nucleotides. RefSeq lists its product as uncharacterized. The coding region runs from base 1 to 399 and encodes 132 amino acids. Lineage: Eukaryota; Fungi; Basidiomycota; Pucciniomycetes; Pucciniales; Pucciniaceae. The transcript is spliced from 2 exons. The record is from RefSeq and is a predicted model, not a curated record.